AUUUUAUAAUGCUAAUUUGAUAACGAUAAUUUGAACAGGUAUAUAAAUAUUUGUUUACAAAUAUCGAAUACGUGAUAAAUAUCAAUAAUGUAGGUUUAGUUCAAAGAAUAUUUGUUGAGUAAUGUAUUGGAAUAAUUUAUUGGAAUAAUUUAUUGGAGUGAUUUAAUGUUAAAUAAAUUUAAUUGAAUUCGCGUAUCAUUGAGAAAUUGUGGUUAUAUUACUUUAAUCGUCGAAUUUAGGAAUUUAUAUAAUUUGAAUGGUUCUUUAUAAAUUAAAUAAAAAUGACUAAACGAAGUUAUCCUUACGAGGCCAAUUUACUUCCUCAAUUAAAAAUACACGUAGGACAAAGACAAGUAGAUACUGGAAUUGAUGAAGAAAGACGAAUGAAAGAAGUUUAUGAUAAAACCUUGAAUUUACUCAAAAAAGGCGCUAAAAAAUAUUUACAAAAUAUGAAUAACGAUCAAGUGGAUUUAACUGAAUUACCAUCAGCAUUGUUAACUUCUCAUAAAUUAAUAAAGCUCCAACGUGCUUCCAAACAAAUGGUUUUAAAUAAUAAAUUACAAUUAGAAAACAAUGAUAAUGUUAAACUCGAUAAAAACGUAGACGUUUGUAGAUGUUUCCAAGUAAUAGAUCCAAGUUUAUCGAAUAAAUGUUUUUACUGCGAAGAGUUAUUAUGUCCCUCUUGUUUAAAUAAUUGUAUGAAAUGCCAUGACCUAUUCUGCGAUAAUUGUUCUUUACCCAAAUACGAUAUGGGAUCAAGUAUUGUGUGCAUUGAUUGUUUAAUUGAUUAAUUGAUCAAAUAUUGAAUAUUAAUUUGCUAUUACUUUUUAUA
Messenger RNA from Polistes canadensis, 832 nucleotides. Its product is annotated as apoptosis regulatory protein Siva-like. The record is from RefSeq and is a predicted model, not a curated record. The transcript has 4 exons. Gene Ontology annotation, molecular function: CD27 receptor binding. Bases 282 to 791 code for a protein of 169 amino acids. Gene Ontology annotation, biological process: extrinsic apoptotic signaling pathway. Lineage: Eukaryota; Metazoa; Arthropoda; Insecta; Hymenoptera; Vespidae.